Molecule: messenger RNA, 3317 nt
Organism: Nematostella vectensis (starlet sea anemone)
Lineage: Eukaryota; Metazoa; Cnidaria; Anthozoa; Actiniaria; Edwardsiidae
Product: S-adenosylhomocysteine hydrolase-like protein 1
Exons: 18
Coding region: 98-1621 (507 amino acids)
Biological process (GO): L-methionine cycle
Cellular component (GO): cytosol
Source: RefSeq, a predicted model, not a curated record
GAAUUUUCCUCGGAAGAAUACCAAAUAGAAAGCUUACAACAUUCAUGUAUAAUAGAACGCGCCGGUAGCGCUGCCGCAUCGCGCUGAUAGAAGGAAUAUGUCGAUGUGGAAUAGGAAAAAUUCCGUAGCUAUACAAUCGCAGGCGGCGCAAAACUUCAAGCCCGAUGUUUCCACGGAAGAAAGGAAAAGACAUAAAUGGCUACGGCCACAGACUUCUGUAGGGUCCGUCUCUUGGAGUUCAUGUGACAGUACAGCUAGCUACACGGACAGCUAUUCCUCCGACGAAGAUGAUGUUUCUCCUAGGGACAGACCACAGAAAAACAGCAAAGGAACCAGCGAUUUUUGUGUUAAGAACAUUAAACUUGCUGACUUUGGUCGCAGAGAAAUUGAAAUAGCAGAGCAAGAAAUGCCUGGUCUUAUGCUCCUACGUAAAAGGAAUUGUACUGACAAGCCGUUAGAAGGUGCCAAAAUCGUCGCCUGCACCCAUGUCACCGCCCAGGCAGCCGUUCUGAUAGAAACCCUGAUGGCCCUAGGAGCUCAAAUUCGCUGGUGUGCCUGCAAUAUCUAUUCCACACAAAAUGAGGUUGCUGCAGCCAUGGCUGAGUCUGGACUAUCCAUUUUUGCAUGGAAGGGAGAAUCUGAAGAGGAUUUCUGGUGGUGUAUAGAGAAAUGCAUUACAUCUAAUGGCUGGCAACCAAACAUGGUUCUAGAUGACGGAGGCGAUGCCACUCAUCUGAUGUAUAAAAAAUUUAAUGGAACAUUUAACACACUUAAAGGCAUUGUGGAAGAAAGUGUCACCGGAGUUCAUAGACUGUACCAGCUAUCAAAGCAAGGGAAGCUCACAGUUCCUGCAAUGAAUGUCAAUGAUUCAGUAACAAAGACAAAGUUUGAUAACUUGUAUUGUUGCAGAGAGUCCAUCUUAGAUAGUUUGAAGAGAACAACAGAUGUGAUGUUUGGUGGCAAGCAGGUGCUUGUUUGUGGCUAUGGAGAGGUGGGCAAAGGUUGUUGUGCCGCCCUUAAGGGAUUAGGAGCCAUUGUUUAUAUUACAGAAAUUGACCCUAUCUGUGGCCUCCAGGCAUGCAUGGAUGGUUUCCGAGUGGUGAAGAUUGAGGAAGUGUGUAAACACAUCGACAUCCUCAUCACGUGCACAGGAAAUAAAAAUGUGGUGACAAGGGAACACUUGGACAGGUUGAAGAAUGGUUGUAUUGUCUGCAACAUGGGUCACUCCAAUACAGAAAUUGAUGUGGCAAGCUUGAGAACAUCUGACCUAGCCUGGGAAAAGGUCAGAUCACAAGUUGACCACAUCAUCUGGCCUGACAAGAAAAGGAUUGUCCUUCUGGCUGAGGGGCGUCUUGUGAACUUGAGCUGCUCUAGUGUACCAUCAUUUGUCGUCUCCAUAACAGCAACCACCCAGGCCAUAGCACUAAUAGAAUUAUACAAAGCCCCACCCGGGCGCUAUAAGCAUGAUGUCUACCUGCUACCUAAAAAAAUGGAUGAGUAUGUUGCAAUGUUGCAUUUGCCAACAUUUGAUGCACAUUUAACUGAUCUGAGUGAUGAUCAAGCUAAAUAUCUUGGAGUGAAUAAGAAUGGACCUUACAAGCCCAAUUACUACAGAUACUGAUGGCUAGGACAAGAAAACAGAAAGCCUGUUAAUUUAAAUUCCUGUCUUCGACCUCUAUUUAUCAUCAAGAAGAUAUGGUAUCCCAGGCUGCCGUGUGUGGCCCCUACCCUAUGCCAAUGAUUCUUGGCAAUACCUUGCAGACUGAAUUUCUGACUCUGCUCACUGGUGGUCGAAGGCAUCACCUUACUUGGCUUAGUGAUUUUAAAAGUGUUAUUUAUUAAUCUGGAGUUCUUCUCUGUAAUAUUACUAUUUCCUAUCUGAUUCAUACGUUUUUAAGGCCCCAUAAUAUAACCAAUAUGCUGCUGAUUCUUUACUUUUUUCAAGAUGUAGAUUUUUUCACAGAUUGUCUUUUUCUAAAAAAAAAACAUCACAAAGCUAGUGUGACAUGAAAACUGACUUGUUUUAUCUAUGUUUUAUAUUUGAAUUCAAGUUUAAUAUGAUGUAAAAUUAAACUUGGACACAUCAGUAGAGUUAUCAGAAACAGCCCCCAUAGUAAACUUACCUAUGUUAUAAUGCAGUACAGUUGCAUUGCCAGUGCUAUUCUAAGGAGUAAUACACACAAAUAAGAUGUAAAAAAAAACCACUAACCCCCUUCAUGUCAUGUAAAAACUUCCAAAUCCGAUGAAGGACAUUCUAUGGCACUAGAUACCUUUACCAUGGGUGUAUUAACAUUGCUAUAUUGAAGUUAUGAGAUGUUAUAAAUAACCGUAGUACUUAGAGCUGUAUUUGGGAAAAAUCCACUAGAUCAAGUAGUUUCUUAGAUGAGAAAUGUAAAUAAAACUAAUUCUGAAUUCUGGUUACACUACACAAGUUUUAGUUAAAAGGAUAUAUUCAGAGAAACAAAAACAAAAAAAGAAAAAAAAGAGACGUUAAAAAAGGAAACAUUGCUAUCUUUGGAGAGCAUGGUUUGAUUAGGCUCAUAUUCUUUUAAUAAUGUAGUUUUUUAAUGGUGCCGGCUGCCAGCUUUAUUGCAUAAGUAUUUUUUUUUUUUUUUGCUGUUAGCUCAAGAAAUAAUGUAAUGCUUUUUAUUUGCAUUUCUCUCGUUGUAUUUUCUUGAGAUGCAUUUGUAGGUAUUUUGACUAGACGGUUUAUGGUGUUAGCUAUGGUACUGCGGAUUGCCCUCUAUCAGUUUUUGUUGGUUGGAACAGGUGCUAGAAGGGGAGAACAUUGAACAAGAAGCAUAUGCAAGCAGAGUUGGGUUGCUCCAAAAUUAGGCUAUUGGCCUUGGCUGGUUCUUAGAAAAUACAGGUUAUGGCACAAGGAGAAUUUUGCUCUCGUGCAUUCCUUCUAAAAUUUCUGAAUGGGUUGGGGCUGUGGGGAGCACCAGCCCCAAUAUGGAUCCCUUGAUCCACCACUGAAUUAAUGCCAGGAAUUUACCAUACAGGAAAAGAUAAUUCAUUUGACACCACUUGAGCCAACUGAACUAACCAAGAAACCAAUUAUCACCAAUUUCACACCAUAAACUUUCUAGUUGUUAGGUAAUAAACUAGGUAUAGGUAACCAAUACUAAAUACUGCAAUUCCCAUGAAUGUUGCAUACAGUAGCUCUCGGAGGUCGUAAUUGAUGACAAGAAUGUGGCUGGUAAGAGGAAUGUCUGACUUUGGCUGUCAGGUGAUUAUGCAGAAGUUAAUUGUUAAAGAAUGAAUUUAUGGUGUGGGUUGCACCUUACAGCUAAUAAAAGACAACAAUUGUUGGA